UUUUAAUCUGCCAUGAUGAUUUUCAACCAGAGCAGUUACAACCCAGGAACCUUCAUUUUGGUGGGGAUCCCAGGUCUGGAGCAAUUCCACGUGUGGAUUGGGAUUCCUUUCUUCAUCAUCUACAUUGUGGCUGUGGUGGGAAACUGCAUCCUUCUCUACCUCAUCGCAGUGGAGCGGAGCCUUCACGAACCCAUGUUUUUUUUUCUCUCCAUGCUAGCCAUGACGGACCUCAUCUUAUCCACUGCUGGGGUUCCUAAAACACUUAGUAUCUUUUGGCUUGAGGAUCGAAAAAUCACAUUUGCAGGGUGCCUUACACAAAUGUUCUUCCUGCACUAUAGCUUUGUCUUAGAUUCAGCAAUCCUCAUGGCCAUGGCCUUUGAUCGCUAUGUGGCCAUCUGUUCUCCCUUGCGGUACACCACUAUCUUGACCCCCAAGACCAUCAUCAAGAUUGCCGUGGGUAUCUCUUUUCGAAGUUUCUGCAUCAUCCUGCCAGAUGUCUUCUUGCUCACACGCCUACCUUUCUGCAAGGCACGCAUCAUUCCUCACACAUACUGUGAACACAUAGGUGUGGCAAGGCUGGCUUGUGCGGAUAUCUCCAUCAACAUCUGGUAUGGCUUUUGUGUUCCUAUCAUGACAGUUAUCUCAGAUGUGGUUCUUAUUGCUGUCUCUUACACUCUCAUUCUCUGUGCUGUUUUCCGCCUACCUUCCCGAGAUGCCCGCCAAAAGGCCCUUGGCACUUGUGGUUCCCAUGUUUGUGUCAUCCUCAUGUUUUAUACACCUGCCUUUUUCUCCAUCCUUGCCCAUCGUUUUGGACACAAUGUCUCACGCACUUUCCACAUCAUGUUUGCCAACCUUUACAUUGUUAUUCCUCCUGCACUCAACCCCAUUGUCUAUGGAGUGAAGACAAAACAGAUUAGAGAUAAGGUCUUACUUUUGUUUUCUACAAAGGGCACAGAAUAA
Messenger RNA from Sorex araneus (European shrew), 960 nucleotides. Its product is annotated as olfactory receptor 52H1. NCBI's taxonomy places the organism in Eukaryota, Metazoa, Chordata, Mammalia, Eulipotyphla, Soricidae. The transcript has a single exon. Gene Ontology annotation, molecular function: G protein-coupled receptor activity; olfactory receptor activity. Bases 13 to 960 code for a protein of 315 amino acids. Gene Ontology annotation, biological process: G protein-coupled receptor signaling pathway. The record is from RefSeq and is a predicted model, not a curated record. Gene Ontology annotation, cellular component: membrane.